AAAAUAAAUAAAUGAAACUCUUGAUAAUAGUAUGUUUUUGCGUCAAAAAUGAGUUGAAUCAGAUCAAUACUUCCUUUAAUAUAAAACUUUGCCAACACCUGAAGUCAUUUCCCGGGCAUUGAUCCUUGCAAGUUGCGAGAGUAUAAAAUGUUCGCUUACACCCGAACUUAGAACUUCCUUACUUGUUACAUUUUGAAGCACGCUAAAGUUGAAAUGGAAGCUAAUACAAUCAGACAAACUUCAUUGAACCAAUGGCUGGAAUUAAUCGCAGAAGGUGUAGAAAUAAAUAGCGACGCCGUGAUCCAAACAACAAAAUACUUGUUGAAAGAGGCAAAAAACAAUGUGGGCUUUGGUUUUGUGCGAACCAAAAAGCAUUUUCUCGCGAAAGAAGAUUCCCAAGAACUUGAAUUUUUUCAAAAUCAUUUAUAACUAUCCUGACGAUGUGUUUUAUAGUCACUUUCUAACGAUUCGAGUAAUUUGUUUUCAAGCUUAUGCUUAAAGUUACAUUUCCAAGUUUAGAAAUUAUAUCAAAUGUUAGAGUCGUUGGGAUUUUAAAAAUUACUGGCCAGCUUAUUGCCUAACACAGUGUCUUUAAAGAAAUCUUUGGACGUUAUGUAAUGUGAACAGCUUUCGGAAAUCUGUGGCAGAUUUAACAUUGGACAAUCUACUGGAUGUCGAAUAUUUCUGAAAACUAUAAAAUAUAUCGCAUCAUUGAAACACCAACCCAAAAUUGUCAUCCGACGGAAAUACUCAAAGGAAAACCAUGAACUUUUCACUUUAAGAAAAAAGCUGCUCUCAUCCAUUCCCAUUUGUAUUAGAAUGCAUUUAUGGAAUGCAUUUCCCAACCUACAAGCGAUUCCAUUAGUUAUUAUAAUCGAAAAGGAUUUUACUCUGUUAAUGUGCAGGCAGUAGCUGAUAGUAAAAUCCGUUUCAAUAAUGCUUUUAUUAAAUAUCCGGGACUAUGUCACGAUGCUGAUGUUUGGCGAAACAGUCCUUUGAGGAAAGCAAUAGGUAACAACAAUAUUAGACUACCAUUAGACUUUAAUUUGCUUGGAGAUGGAGCCUAUGCAUUCGAAUCAUUUCUUAUGGUGCCCUACAAGGACAACGGCAACAUUAAAGCAGAAAAAAUUCAACACAAUUUUGCGUUCAACGAGGGUUAAGAUAAACCAAGCUUUCGGUAUCCUUAAAAAAGAUUUUCGCAUACUAAAUUAUAUAGAAAUUCAAAGGCUUCAUCUAGCUAAAUAUAUAAUAAUGUCUUGCAUGGUGAUAAAUAAUUAUAAAUAAUUAUGGAAUACAUAGUGAUGAUUAAGAAAUAUUACAAUAUGUCUUCAGUAAUAAUCCAGAAGCAAAUGCUUCACGUCAUUCUGUGUCAAUUGAAAUCAAUGAAGUAAAGUGUAAGCGACAGACUUUCCGACUUAUUUUCCAGCUUAAAAUAUAUAAAACUCUGUUUAUUUGUUAAACUGCAUUAAAAACAAAGUAGUAUUUAUUUAUUUGGUUUCAGGAAAUUAUCAAUGGUCUUGGAAGUUUGACAAAAGAAAUAAUCUCAAUUUUUG
Messenger RNA from Bactrocera oleae (olive fruit fly), 1553 nucleotides. The record is from RefSeq and is a predicted model, not a curated record. NCBI's taxonomy places the organism in Eukaryota, Metazoa, Arthropoda, Insecta, Diptera, Tephritidae.